Molecule: messenger RNA, 2558 nt
Organism: Syngnathoides biaculeatus (alligator pipefish)
Lineage: Eukaryota; Metazoa; Chordata; Actinopteri; Syngnathiformes; Syngnathidae
Product: multidrug and toxin extrusion protein 1-like
Exons: 16
Coding region: 109-1839 (576 amino acids)
Biological process (GO): xenobiotic detoxification by transmembrane export across the plasma membrane
Cellular component (GO): membrane
Molecular function (GO): antiporter activity; xenobiotic transmembrane transporter activity
Source: RefSeq, a predicted model, not a curated record
GUCCUCCCCUUGUCCUGGCUCAUUCAAUGACUACAGCAAGUGCAAGUACUCCACAUCCAAAAGGGUGCGUCACAGAACCCUUGACGAGCGCUCCCACUCCGUCUCACCAUGGACGUCAACGUGAAGACGUUUCCAAAUUCCGAGGUGGCAAAGGCCGAUUCAGAGCCCAACGAAACGGCUUCUUGGGACUCGUGUUUGGGACGCAUUCGCGGCUGCAUCCCGCUCCACUACCGCGCUGAACUCAUUCAGCUUCUCAAGCUCGCGGGGCCGGUGGUCAUUUCCCAGAUGAUGAUCUUCAUGAUCAGUAUCGUCAGCACGGUGUUCUGCGGCCAUCUGGGGAAAACAGAACUUGCAGCCGUGUCGUUAUCAAUUGCCGUGGUGAAUGUGACUGGUAUUUCGAUUGGGACCGGAUUAUCAUUAACUUGUGAUACCCUCAUAUCUCAGACCUUUGGGAGCGGAAACCUGAAGCGAGUGGGGGUGAUCCUCCAGAGGGGGGUUCUGAUUCUGCUGCUGGCUUGUUUCCCCUGCUGGGCUGUUCUCAUCAACACUGAACCUCUUCUACUCGUUGCCAAGCAGAGCCCAGAGGUUGCCAGUCUAUCGCAGCUUUAUGUGAAGAUCGCCAUGCCUUCUCUGCCGGCAGCGUUCAUGUACCAAUUGCAAGGGCGAUAUCUUCAAAAUCAGGGAAUUAUUUGGCCGCAGGUCAUAAGUGGGGCCAUCGGAAACCUCUUAAAUGCAUUAAUCAAUUAUGUCUUCCUCCAUCUUCUGCAUUUGGGAGUUGCGGGCUCCGCUGCAGCAAAUUCGAUCUCACAGUACGUGUUGGCCGUGGUCUUAUUUAUUUAUAUUAACAUGAAGGGGUUGCACAAGGCCACGUGGGGAGGCUGGUCACUGGAGUGUUUACGAGAGUGGGGGCCCUUUAUCAAGCUGGCUAUCCCGAGCAUGCUCAUGCUUUGUCUGGAGUGGUGGCUCUUUGAAGUGGGAGGAUUCAUCGCCGGGAUCAUUAGUGAAGCUGAGCUGGGAGCCCAGUCCAUCACGUAUCAGCUGACUGUUGUAGCUUACAUGUUCCCACUUGGAAUUUCUGCUGCUGCUAGCGUUCGAGUGGGAAAUGCUCUCGGUGCAGGAAACAGUGAGCAAGCUAAGCUGUCUAGCAAAGUUUCCAUCGUCUGUGCAUUCAUAGUGGCCUGUUUUGUUGGAACAAGCAUCACCCUUUCCAGGAAUGUAAUCGGCUACAUUUUCACCACAGAGCAAGACAUUUUGCAAAGGGCCGCCAACGUCCUGAUUAUCUUCGUCUUCAUGCAUCUUUCUGAUGCUGUUGCGGGUGUCAGUGGAGGUGUCAUUCGAGGGGUUGGAAGACCAAAGGUGGGUGCUCUAUGCAACCUGGUGGGACACUACUUCAUUGGCUUUCCCAUCGGUGUGUCCUUAACAUUUGCAGCACAUAUGGGGAUCUUCGGACUUUGGACAGGACUUACCAUCUGCGUGUUAAUGCAGGCUAUUUUCUUGCUAAUUUAUUUGUACAAACUUGAUUGGAAAAAGGCUGCCGAAGAAGCUAAAAUUAGAGCAGGGGUCCAGGCCACGGUUGAAGACAGGAUCAAGAUGGAAGAUUGCAAGUCAGACUCAAACACCAACCAGGCCCCGGUUCCUCCUGCGACACCUAAGUCUGAGAGCGCUGCUGCAGAGGAGCAUCAGAUUCCAGAGCUGUGUGAAACUGUGACUCCCGUCGUUGGAGAUGCGCUCACAUUAAGACAGUUGCUUUUACGGCGUGGCUUGGUUUUACUUUGCUUAGUUGUCAUCUUCAUCGCUGGAGUCUUUGCCAGUCACUUCCUUGUCAAACUUCUGAAAUAAGUUUUAAGGUUUAGUUUUUGGGGUUUUUUUUUUUUUGUCAUCUGACCGUCGUCAAGCGGAUCAUCGUCAUCAUUGGAGCAGCCAGCAGUGGUGAAAGAGCAAAGUUUCUUAUAUCUUGAGUAAAAUCAUCACAAUAACACCCUCCGUCAUAAAUCUCUCAAUAAGUAUGUAGAAGCAAAUAUUAUGUAUUCUAUCAGGUUCAUUCCAUAAUGACUUACAGUAAUAAUGUUAAUUUUGAGCCUUUGAACACAUUUUUCAUAUUUCGUUAUUGGCUGGCGACCAGUUUAGGGGGUAGUCCACCUUUCACCCGAAUUUAGGAGGAAUAGACUCCAGCACUCCCGUGACCCGUGUGAGGAUGAGUGGCUGGAUGGAAGGAUGAUUGACAUAUUCAAGGACCAGCGAUGGCAUGAAGAGUGACUGAAAGGCCACGCAGUGACGAUAUCGUCAGACCCUGGAGGAAGUUGGAGCUUACUGUGAAUCAAGAAUACGGUACAUGCCAAAUGAGGAAUAAAAAAAAAAAGACGAUUGGUCUCCGUGUGAGGGAGGAUGGCAGGAUGCAGCAGUUGGAGAAGCCAGUGCUCACAUCCUCAAAUGAGUUCAAGAUACAAACAAUCCAUCGACUUGUAAAUUCAUAGAAUGAGAACGUUGAGAUGAUCUCGAUGAGGAGAUCGUUCUAUGUUAAUAUGUAAGUUGACUAGUAAAAGUGUUUUUUGACAGAA